Eimeria maxima is the source of this 2742-nucleotide messenger RNA. Its product is annotated as M16 family peptidase, putative. The record is from RefSeq and is a predicted model, not a curated record. Gene Ontology annotation, molecular function: metal ion binding. The transcript is spliced from 7 exons. The coding region runs from base 1 to 2742 and encodes 913 amino acids. Lineage: Eukaryota; Apicomplexa; Conoidasida; Eucoccidiorida; Eimeriidae.
AUGCGUGUACUCCUUGUUUAUGAGGAAGGAUGUAAGGAGGCAGCAGUGUCUCUUCGUAUAGGGAUCGGUUCCUUUGGUGUUGGAUCCCUUGGUACAACAGAUAGAUCCCAACAACCUGGGAUCGAUGGAUCCCAAUCUGGGAUCGAUCGAUCCCAAGGAUCUGGGAUCUAUGGGAUCGUUGGAUCCCAGUCUGGGAUCGAUCGAUCCCAAGGAUCUGGGAUCGAUGGGAUCGUUGGAUCCCAGACUGGGAUCGAUCGAUCCCAAGGAUCUAGGAUCGAUCCCGAUCCUAUUGGAAUAGAGGGACUUGCUCAUCUAACAGAACAUAUGCUAUUUAGGGGAUCUGUCUCCUAUCCAGAUGAACAUUCUUUCUUUAAUUAUAUUAAUAAUAAUGGUGGUAAAACAAAUGCAUAUACAAGUAAAUAUUCAACUGUUGUCUCCUUUUCUUUGUCUCCUUCUCUUCUUAAGGAAGGGAUUCAACGAUUUGUUGAUCUUAUUGCUUUUCCUCUUAUCAAGCCCCAAAGUACACAACAAGAAGUGCAUGCAGUGCAUGCAGAAUAUCAAUUAAAAGCAACUAGUGAUGAACGAAGGGCAGCACACCUUAUUAGACAGAGUAAAUUAAAGACUCCUUUCUCUGCAUUUACUGUUGGAGGAGAAUCUCUUGAUUAUUUACAAGAAUUAGCUGUCUCCUUUUUCUCUCUUAUCCCUAAUAAACAAACCCCUAAACCCCAAUAUAAUGAAUGUACAUUAACACAACAACCUUUUGCUCCUGACGAACUACAAACUAUCGUACGAUUUAUAUUAACAGAGAAGGGGAGUACAGAUGAAUCAAUCGCUACUAUUGGCAAUUAUUUAUUUCUUUACUUAAGUGCCAUAAGAGAAUUAGGAGUAGAGAAAUGGCGUUAUGAUGAAUUGUUUGCCAUUCGUCUCCAUCAAUUCUUAUUUGCUGAUGUAUUAACUGCUUAUGAAUUUACUCAAGAGGCAGCAGAAGCCCUAUACUACUAUCCUCCUCAUGAGGUAUUAAGGGGUCCCUCCUUAUUAUAUGAAUAUAAUAAGGAAUUAAUUGUCUCCUUAAUAGAUAAUUAUAUAAACCCUAAUAAAUUAAGAGUAUUUAUAUUAGAUAAAAGGAGACAAUUAGAUAAAAAAAAGACAGAAAAACGUUAUAAUAUAAAUUACCAACAAGAGACAAUAAAGGAGACAAUUAUUCAGCAAUGGAGACAUUUUUUCUCCUUAAAAGGAGACACUUUGCUUGCUGCACUGCAGCAGCACGAAUUGUCUCUCCCUCCUCCUAAUCCUUAUGCUCGUAUACUGCAGCAGCAUCUGCAGCAACUGCAGCAGCAACAGCAGCAACGCCAACAAAUGCAACUUAUGCAGCAACCUUACCGCUCCCUCCAACAGCAACAGCAACAGCAGCAGCAGCAACAGCAGCAGCAGCAGCAGCAGCAGAACGAGACACCUUAUCUUAUUGCCCCUCCUCCUUAUAAUGUAUACUAUAAAGGAGACACUAAAUUUAAUGUCCCUAAGACAGCAGUGUCUCUUCAUUUCUAUUAUAAGCCGAAGCAGCAAGACAGUGACCCCACAGCAGCAGCAGCAGCAGCAGCAGCAACUGCUGCAGCAGCAGCAGCAGAGGGGACAGCAACAACAAUAGACUACCGUCUCCGUCAGUAUAUACUAACACUCUUAUAUGUCCGCCUUGCUAACCUCUCUAUAGCGGAGGUAUUUGACGAUGCUGCUCGUGCUGCAGUUGGGGUGUCUCUUGAGGUAGGGGUAGAGGUGUCUAGUGCCCUAAGGCCUUUUGCUGUGGGGCUGCAUGCGUUUGGCUAUACUCCUUUUGUUGCUUCUGUUCUUGUUAAGGUAGCUAAGUGUCUUGGGCAGCAGCAAGACAGCAGCAGCAGCAGCAGCAUCAGCAACAGCAGCAGCAACAGCAGCAGCAUUGACAGCAGCAUAAACAGCAGCAGCAUUAGCAGUAUUAGUACAGACAGCAACGGCAACAUUAACAUUAGCAGCAGCACAACUAGCAGCAGCACAACAACCAGCAGCAGCAGCAGCAGCAGCAGCAGCAGCAUCCCCGAUAGCAGCAGCAGCAAGGACAGCAGCAGCAGCAACAGGAGCGAGUAUAAGUGUCCCCUUAACCCUUUCCUGCAGCAUGAUUUGCUGCUAGCAGCAUGGGAGUCAUUAGAGACAGCAGCAAGAGUUGCUGCAGUACAUAGAUCUCCUGCAGCACAAGCAGGAGACAUAUUAAGAAAAAGUGUCUCCUUUCCUUUCUUCUCCCCGCAACAAAUCUAUAAAGGACUACAAAUAAUUAAGCAACAGCAUAGCAGCAACAAGGAGACAAUUAAUAAUAAGGAGACACAUAAGAAUAAGGAGACACAUAAGAAUAAGGAGACAAUUAAUAAUAAGGAGACAAUUAAUAAUAAGGAGACAAUUAAUAAUAAGGAGACAAUUUAUAAUAAGGAGACAAUUUAUAAUAAGGAGAUAGAGACACUUGAAGGAUACACCACAGAAAAGGAGACACAUAACAAGGAGACAGAUAAGGAGGAGACAGAUAAGGAGGAGACAGAUAAGGAGGAGACAGAUAAGAAGGAGACAGAUAAGAAGGAGACAGAUAGGGAGGAGACAGAUAAGAAGGAGACAGUUGAUUGGCAUAAGAGUUUAUAUUUAGAGAUUGUUCGUUGGGGACAACAAGUCUGGAGGGAAGUCUACAUAGAGGGACUUAUACAGGUCAGUAAUUACCUACCUAGCUAG